This is a messenger RNA of Sphaeramia orbicularis (orbiculate cardinalfish), 1645 nucleotides long. RefSeq names its product 2-aminoethanethiol dioxygenase-like. Gene Ontology annotation, cellular component: mitochondrion. The record is from RefSeq and is a predicted model, not a curated record. Bases 238 to 1032 code for a protein of 264 amino acids. Gene Ontology annotation, molecular function: oxidoreductase activity, acting on single donors with incorporation of molecular oxygen, incorporation of two atoms of oxygen. The transcript is spliced from 2 exons. NCBI's taxonomy places the organism in Eukaryota, Metazoa, Chordata, Actinopteri, Kurtiformes, Apogonidae.
GCGACGAGGCAACACUGUGGAAAAUAAUUAGAAGUCGGCUGUUAUCAGGGACAAACUGGGCAUGACCAUGAUUUUUUUUGUCAAUUUUAUAAACUUCAUUUUUUAAGCGUUCCGAUACGUGGACUUAGCAGCUCUGGAUAAGGAUCCGUAAGAGGUUUUAGGGCGGUUUUCUUAGUGUGGGAACAGUGCCAGGCAGGGACACACCGAUAACCGUUAGUUGUGUUCGCAUCCUCCAGAAUGCCGCGGGACAACAAAACUCCUCUGAUCCAGAAAAUAGCCAAACAAGCCUCCAUCACCUUCAAAGACCUGAAGGCUCCGGACACCGGGGGGGACAGGAAACUCCAUGCGGACAAACACAGUGAACUUAUCUCCUUAGUGACCGCGCUCAGGGCUGCGGACCUCAAAAUAGUUCCCCGGAAAACCAAAGCCAGCUCCGGGGCAGCGGGGCUCCAGAGCCCCCCGGUCACGUACAUGCACAUCUGCGAAACGGAGCUGUUCAGUAUGGGGGUGUUCCUGCUCAGGACCGGAGCAUCCAUUCCGCUGCACGACCAUCCGGGCAUGAACGGGAUGCUCAAGGUUCUCUAUGGGAAGGUGAGCGUUCGCUGCUUCGAUAAGCUGGAGGAGAACCUCACGGAUGGCACCGUCCCACCUCAGUUCAAGCCUCCUCUGGCUGCCUUCCAGACGUCGUCGCUGUGCCGCUCGGUGCUGCGCUCCAUCUGCGAGUACUCGGACUGCAGCAGCCCCUGCAUCCUCACCCCUCUGAGGGACAACCUGCACCAGAUCGACGCCGUGGAGGGGCCCGCUGCCUUCCUGGACAUCCUGGCGCCGCCAUACGACCCCGACAAUGGCCGGGACUGUCACUACUACAAAGUCCUGCAAAGCGAGGCCGAGGGGGAAAUGGAUGACAAGAGGAAUGAGGAGGAACAGAAGGAGAAGGAGGAGGCGGAGGAGACGUGGCUGCUGGAGAUCCCUCAGCCGGAGGACUUUGGGUGUGGAGCCGAACCGUACCCAGGCCCCACAGUUUCCAUCUGAAAACACCCACAUGUGACACUAAUGUUUUUACCUUCGUAUACAAGGACAUGGAACGUUAGCAUCAUUAUCACCUGGACCUCAAAGGGAUGGAGUGCCUUGCUCAUGGACACUAUGGCAGGGCAGAGCGUGCACCUACAGGGUCCUGGCCUCAACACAGCAGAGCCACUGCCAAACCUGAAUGAACUCUGCUCAUACUCUGAAAAGUGUUGGAGUCCCCCCCCCCCCCCCCCAAGGCUGUGUCACCUGCUUUGGACCGUUACGUUUUGUUGCAUACACACCGGUGUCAUCACUUCUGUCAACGUGCAGUGGAAUUGUGUGUUGUGUGAGGCGGUCUUUGUGGGUCUGCUGCAGAUGGACUUCCUGGUCAUGUGUCUUAAAGCCAAAGCCCCCCCCCCUUCCAUACCUGCCUUAUUUGUGAAUAUUGAAUGUACAGUUAGCCAGAAUGCCCUUUCUUUUUGUACACCUUCAUGCCUUCCAAAAUGCACACACACUACACCAGGAGUAUUCAAAUCUGGUCCUGGAGGGCCAGUAUCCUGCAUGUUUCAGAUGUUUCCCUCUUCCAGCAUACCUGGAUGUCAUUACAUCAUUAUCAGGCUUCUGCAGAACUUGAUGA